Molecule: messenger RNA, 1019 nt
Organism: Plectropomus leopardus (leopard coralgrouper)
Lineage: Eukaryota; Metazoa; Chordata; Actinopteri; Perciformes; Serranidae
Gene: cwc15
Product: CWC15 spliceosome associated protein
Biological process (GO): mRNA cis splicing, via spliceosome
Cellular component (GO): catalytic step 2 spliceosome
Molecular function (GO): RNA binding
Source: RefSeq, a predicted model, not a curated record
GUUACUACAGGAAGUGACGUCGCCCGUGGUGUCGGCUCUUCUUUUUCUCGUGUGUUAGCGGCUCCAGCCAUCAAAGAUGACUACAGCUGCGAGACCAACAUUUGAGCCGGCAAGAGGAGGUAGGGGUAAAGGAGAAGGAGGGGGAGAUUUGAGUGCCUUGUCCAAGCAGUAUUCAAGUCGAGAUCUUCCGGGUCACACCAAGAUCAAGUACAGGCAACCUACCCAGGAUGCCCCAGAGGAGGUGCGUGCCCGUGACUUCCGCAGGGAGCUGGAGGAGAGGGAGCGUGUAGCUGCACGUGAAAAGACCAGAGAAAGAGGACCAAGAGAGCACACCACAUCAUCAUCAUCUUCGUCAUCGUCUUCAAAGAGGCCCAGACUGGAUCAGAUCCCAGCGGCCAAUCUUGAUGCUGAUGACCCUCUCACUGAUGACGAUGAGGAUGAGGACUCUGAGGAGGACAGUGAUGAUGACGACACUGCAGCUCUUCUGGCAGAGCUGGAGAAGAUCAAGAAGGAGCGGGCUGAAGAGCAAGAACGCAAAGAGCGAGAGCAAAAGGCAGAGGAGGAGAGGAUUCGCAUGGAGAAUAUCUUGAGUGGCAAUCCAUUGAUCAAUCUGGCAGGGCAGCAGCAGCAACAGCAGAUGACGCAGACACAGAACACAUUCAGAGUCAAGAGAAGGUGGGAUGAUGAUGUUGUAUUCAAGAAUUGCGCCAAAGGAGUGGAUGAAGCACGGAAGGAGAAACGCUUUGUCAAUGACACACUGCGCUCUGAGUUUCACAAGAAAUUCAUGGAGAAAUAUGUAAAGUAAAGGACGUUGUUUUUUUGUUUGUUUUUUUUUAAUCUAAUUUCUUUUGUCUCCAACACUUUGUUCCAAGAAUGAUAGAUGUCAUUCAAAUACGGUCUGUAUUCAAAUGCAUUAGUAUUUGUACAGUCAUCAAGUAAAAUGUUGUGUAUAUAAAUGAUAUGAGUUGGUGAGUUACAUCCUUUAAAUAAAGCUCAUGAAAGUUUGAUGAAAUUGUUAA